Messenger RNA from Paramuricea clavata, 15181 nucleotides. NCBI's taxonomy places the organism in Eukaryota, Metazoa, Cnidaria, Anthozoa, Malacalcyonacea, Plexauridae. The record is from the annotation of a GenBank genome assembly.
UUUAGGGUGUAAAUCAGUUAAGUUACAUAUACUUCAAAAGAAAUCCUCUAAAAAUGUCAACGGAUACUUUGACAAACUCUCUGGGCAAACCAGGCAAAUUUCAAGUCCUCCUCUACUUAUAUCUCUCCACCACCUGGGUUUUUACAUGCUGGAACCAUCUUGGAAUGGCAUUUAUAGGAGCGAAAACUAAACAUCAUUGCACAGUAGCAAACAGCACAGAUGUCAGCCGACUGGUACCAUUGAAAAGCAAAAAUGGAAAGUCAAUACAGGAUGGAUGUCAUCUGUUUGAUGGUUAUAAUACUUCAGAAAUGAUACCAUGCCCAAAUGGUUGGACUUAUGACCUCCCUGAGGGAGAAGCGACUAUAAUAUCUGAGGUAAAAAUUUGUCAAAUUUAUUCCGAUAGUUGAGAUACAAACCACGACACCUUAUAUUGUAUAAUACUAUACUACAUACACUGGACUAUCACGCUCGAGAUCGGACCUUAAACAUUUCAGCAGAGAAAUGCAGAUGACCAUAGAUUCAACUACUUCGACGUAAAACGUCGACGAAAGGCCUUCGCUCGAAACGUUUUAAAGUUCUACUUAAUCUAAACUUAAGUUCUACUAUAUCCAUCUGCAUCAAUCUGCAUUUCUCUGGUGUUUGUGUCUCUACCUACACCGGCACAGAGAAUUUGAGUUCAUAUUGCUAAUCCUUUGCAGGCAGUUGGAUCUGACACAAAUCAUUGCAGUUUAUUGCAGAAUAUAUAACCUGCACUGGACCCCACGAUCGAGAUAUCUUUUACAGUGGAACCCCGCCUUACGGCCACCCCGUUAAUACGGUCACCUCGAUAAUACGAUCACUUUUUUUGUCCCGGAGAAAUACUAAUACAUUUUAUAAUAAAGUUACCCGGUUAAUACGGCCAUCCCGUUAAUAUGGCCAACGGCCAUAUUGUAGAGUCCCGAACUAAAGAAAUCACCCCAUUAAUACGGUCACUCAAAAAAAUAAAUGUGUUUACGGACGGAAAUGCAGUAUAAUUUAAGACACCUUGUGCAGUGAAAUACAAAAUUCAAGUUGCAUCAUAUUACUAAUUUUUUAUUUUUAUUAUCAGUCGCGCAAAGGAAAAGAAAGAAUACAAGGUUCUUUAGCGACGUUGUAUUCCCUAACAUUGUUUCCUUAAAAUUAGUGAAAACUUUAUCUGAACUUUAUAAUGUUUAGUUAUUAAUUGGUAUUAUGGUGGGGUAUGGUGUUGUGAUUUUCGAAUAAACAUAGCUUUAAUGACGUCACAAUUGAAAUUUGAUCUCAUCCGUUAAUACGGCCACCCCGUUAAUACGGCCAUAUUAUUUCGGCCCGUUGGUGACCGUAUUAACGGGGUUCCACCAGUGGAACCCCGCCUUACGGCCACCCCGUUAAUACGGUCACCUCGAUAAUACGGUCACUUUUUUGUCCCGGCGAAACACUAAUACAUUUUAUAAUAAAGUUAAAUCUUCAGGUAGUUCAGCCACAAACCAUGGCAGCUUAUUGUACAUUCUAGCGGCUAGAAUGCUACCUACACUGGAUCCCUUGUUGCAGACGUUCCGGAGCCAUAGAGCGACACUACGUCCAUAGUGAACGGGGAUAAUUUUGAAUUCAAAAUAUGCGUUUCAAAAAUUUCAAAAUUUAGUUCAAUUAAGAACUCGGCUAAAGUUACAAAUUUCUUGUGAAGGCAUGCAGUAAAUCCACAGCCAUCGACAUAACGUUAAUAAGAUUUAAAUUUGUGUCCGUGAGAGUUGACAUUGUAAUUUGAUUACGAUUGUAGCAAUCUGAGUCUGGAGUACGUUACUGGCUAAUAUUCCAAAAAUUAGCCAUUCCGAAGCUGAUGAGUGGACUGGGGACGAGUGAUAAAAAGUGCCCAAAUUAAGAAAUGAAUCACUAAAAAGACCACCUCAAAAUUAGCAAGUAUACAAAGUUUGAAUACGUUUACAUGAAUACCCUUCGAAUAAUAAGCUUUCGAAAAUUGUGAAAUUACUGAUUAAGGUAAUUACGCAGUUUUGCAUUGCGCACUUUUACUGCGCACAUCUUAUAACUUAUAAUUUCAUCCAUUAUACGUACCGCGUUUAAAAAUAAAUAUCAUUUUAUGACAAUUUUAUGUUACUUCAAAACAUCUUUGGGUACAUUCGUGCAAAGAAUUACGUUAAAAUCAAUGUUUUCAAAAAAGACAUACAAAAGUGUAGCUAGGGUUCCUGUGUUUUUGUAGCAUUUUUAUUUACUGGAAUUUCACGUUUGAAUGCCACAAUUCCCUAAAACGAUCGGUGACCCCGUAUUUUAACUCAUAAUUUGUUUCUUUAAUGCAUUUUACAUUUCAUAUCCGAAAUUAAAAGAAAAAUCAUUCCUGGAUAUUGAAAAAAAUUCCUUUAUCAAUGCAUGUUCUCAAAGAAAGAUAUGUAAAGAAAUGUGUAAAAGACAUUUGUGGAUCAGAAUUGUACACGUUGGUAGUUUCAUUUUGCUCAAAACACAAUAUUUUUUCAAAAAUAAUUACAAGAUAGGUUUACUAAAGCAAAAUCCGCGCUAAAAACGUCAAUAAAUAUCGGGCUGUUGUGAUUUUACUGUUACUCGUAAUGAGCGUCAAGAUGGCGCCAUAUUGGUGGUAAAGAUGGUAUAUUGUGAUUGUCAUAUCUUCUUAACGAGUUCGGUAACCCCAACUUUUUUGUGUGAUUUUACUUAAAGUGUAUCAUAAACUCCGUGCCUGGGAAGUUUCAGCACAUUCUCAUUUCGGGAACAAUUACUGCGGAAUUACCUUAAAAGAUUGUUUUUGGGACGCGCGUCCCAAAAACACAAAUUACAAUACAUUUCAUAGUAAAUAUCGCGAUUUUCGAAAGUUUGUUAUUCGAAGGGUAUUCAUGUAAACGUCUUCAAACUUUGCAUACUUACUAAUUUUGAGGUGCUCUUUUUAGUGAUUUGGUUCAUUUCUUAAUUUGGGCAAUUUUUAACACUCGUCCCCAGUCCACUCAUCAACUUCGGAAUGGCUAAUUAUGGCGCCUAAUCCUGUCUUUAAAUAACAUUUACUCCAUUUUUCUUCCAUUUUAGUGGGAUCUUGUCUGUGACAACGCUUACAAAGUCAGCCUAGCCACAAGCAUGUAUUUUGUCGGAGUAACGUUAGGGAGUCUGGUGUUCGGAACAUUAUCAGACAAAUAUGGAAGAAGACCUGUGUUUCUGUUUACAAUGUUCUGCCCAUUUGUUCUUGGUUUGUUCUUGUUUUUUAUAAAGAACUAUAUCGCAUUUGUUGUUUUUCGGUUCUUCCUCGGAUUCGUUCUUCAGGUACAGUAAUUAUAGCAUGAAUUGGAUCAAUUACUAAAUAAUAAAGUUAGCUGCACUGUAAGAUUUAUUUUCCUUAUUUCUAGGGUCUACAAAUUACCGCCUUUACCAGUCACAUAGAGAUAUUCGCCACUCAGUACAGAACAUUCUUCGGAAUUGGACAAGGGUUUUUUUGGGUGACUGGAGUCAUGUCAUUGGCACUGGUCUCUUACUUAAUCAAAGAUUGGCAUUACAUUCAGUUGAUGUCCACCACAGUUUUCCUGUUCCAAAUUGGAUUUGUUUGGUAGGUACUGGUUGGCAAUUGAUUAGUAGAUUGGUGGCUUCAAUAAGCGUCACGGGAGGUCAACAGAACAUUUCCCAUAUUGGCGUGACCUCAUAAAUUAUUCACUGGCAAAUGUCAGAAUAAAUUAGAGAGGUCAUUAGUAACCAAUUUCUCCCUAGGCAAUAUUUUUUAAUUCCUACCAGAAACUUUAAGAACCUUUUCUAACAUCAGUAACAUGUCAGCAACACCAAUGUGACCAAUGUAGAUUUGCAUUUAUGCAUAGCACUCAUGCUCGGUGGCCGGACAGCUUGCCAAAAGAUACUUGCCGAACGACAGUUUGCCGAAAGACAUUUUGCCGAACGGACAUUUUGCCGACGGACGUUUUGUCGAACGGAUGUUUUGCCGAACGGACAUUUUGCCGAACGGACAUUUUACCGAACGGACAUUUUGCCGAGCGGACAGUUUGCCGAAAAUAGAAGACUCGCAUUUUCUUGUCAGAAUAGUUAGCUUGCCUAGAUUUAAACUGACCAAUUUGCGAUGGUCUGUAAGGGUGUUUCAGCACAGAGGACUUGGGACUAGUCUGAGGGAGCUUAGCUCCGUGGGAGGUCGAGUGUCGAGUGUCGAGGGUGCAAUACAAUGUCGAGGUUUGAGGGUAAAAAGUUGAGGGUCAUAUACUCCCUGGAGUUGGCAGUACGCGACCUUCGUUAGCUGUCCUUAAUGCUUUCCCAACACUAUAUCAUGUAAGUUAAAACAUGGUUGGAACCAUAGAUAUCUUAUAUACACUACAGGGUGUAUAAAAAAAGGUAAUCGAACUUCAGCGCGCUAUUAUACGUGAAUCACUCGGCGUAUGAACAAUUGGUUUUCAUAUUUGGAAAGAUCAGGAUUUUAGCUAUUGAAUGACAUGCUUUUUAUACCAAGUGGAGAAAAAUGGCCGAAGAGGUAGCUAAACUCAAACGUGACAACACUAUGGUAGCAACAGCGAAGGAAGGAGAAGCCUUCCUCGAAGCGAAAGGCCAAGUUGACAAGGAGCAAAGACUAGGGCACAAGAAGAAAUUACUUCAACGGAAGAGCAGAGUGAUUUAAAACUAACAACGAGCGGACAGUUUGCCGAAAAUGGAGAUAUCUUCCGAACUUUAUAGGUUCGCUAACACGGUCAAAAUUUUUGUGAUUAAAGUCAUUUUCGAUUUUGAUGACAGAAACUUUGAUAGUGAAGUGUAGCUUCAAGUUUUUGACAAGUUUGCCGAAAUUUUGCGAUAUAAAGAAUAACAUCAUUCAACAUCAUGAAGUCAGCUACUAAUAGUCAAUUUGGUUAUGUAUACUGUUAACGACCCAUUAUGCACUGCUAAUGACCAUAUAAUGGUUAUUUUACACAGUGGUUGAGAAUUGAAGCACAGUCCCAAACAUUUUGACGAAAUAGCAUUUCUAUUUUCGGCAAGUUGUCCUUUCGGCAAACUAUCCGUUCGGCAAAACGUCCGUUCGGCAAAACGUCCGUUCGGCAAAACGUCCGUUCGGCAAAACGUCCGUUCGGCAAAAUGUCCGUUCGGCAAAAUGUCCUUUCGGCAAAAUGUCCGUUCGGCAAAAUGUCCGUUCGGCAAAAUGUCCGUUCGGCAAAAACGUCCGUCGGCAAAAUGCCCGUUUGGCAAAAUGUCCGUUCGGCAAAGUGUCUUUCGGCAAAAUGUCCGGGUACCCUCAUGCUCUAUCCAGUCCUAUAGUUAUGAGUUCAGUGACAUAAAGGGAAAAAACUCUUGGCUGGAGUGUUGAAACGAUGGGCCUAAAAUGUGAUAUGUCAGAGAUAACAUUCAUUACUUUUCUAUAGGUGUUUACCCGAAUCCAUUCGUUGGCUUCUAAUCAAUAACCGCUUUGACAAAGCAGAGAAAGUCGUUAGAAACAUCUGCUCUUUCAACAAGAUUACUUUCCCACAAGAUAUAUUUGAUAAAACGGUAAAUAAGAUUGAAAACAAGUCUGACAUCAAGAAUUCUACAAUUGUUGAUAUUUUCAAAUCAAGAGUGUUGAGGAAACGAUCUUUGAUUAUGAUGGUGGUUUGGUAAGUACUGUCUGGUAUUGUAGAAAUUCUAGAUAGGUGAAGUAGAUCUGAGCUGGGUUAACCAGUGAGAUCAAAGAUUCCCGAUUAAGGUUUAUCAUGCAGUGAGACCAAGAUGAUCAAGAAACUCCUGAUUAAUCACAUCUACGGAGGUCUGACCCCUUUGUCGAUCUACACCUAAAUUUUUACCUCUGCAAUCGGCCAAUGGCCAGGAAGAAUUAUGUUUCUACCUGGGUUUGUUAUUAUAACUCCAAAGUAUUAAUAUAUAGGAAGAGUUGUCGGACUACGAGAAGUAUAGUCCAAGGAAAAAUCUAUUCAAUUUGGAUGAAAAUUGAAUGCAAUAUUAGCAAAAAGGGACCAUUAACGUACCAAUCAAAUGUGUUUGAUGUAUCCGGUUACCCAGAUCCGUACUACACUGGAAAACACGCCUAGCCUGCAACAAUGUUGUUAAAAACAGGCCUGAACAAUAUUUUGCUGCCCAUAUUGUGUAAGCCAGUGGUAGCGGUAGUUGAAGUCAAAUACGAACCUCUAUCAUCGUUUCCAUGGUCUACCACGUGACUGUUUAGCAUUUCCCCUUGCUUUCAAUCGAGCAUAGUCUGUUAAGACACGACGGUCUGGAAUCCCUGCAAAUUUCAAAGCCACAAAAUAGAAGACCUUUUCUUGAUGUUGAACUGCACCUCGCCGUCCACAAUUCGUCGUGGCUGCACCUUUCAUCUCAGCUAUCCUAUUGGAUACCUCAGCACCUUUCAUCUCAGCUAUCCUACCUCAUACCCAGGCGCUUUAAAUAAUUACAAUACAUGAAGUAUUCAGGUAGGAAGGCGACGCGCGAAGGGGCUGUUGGGAAGGAUGUGUGCUGGGGAGCGUGGCAGUUCUUGUAUACUGUCAUGGCGGGAAAACAUAGAAUUUAAUACAAAACGUUACCAUAUCGUCAUAUACUUUGUGUAAUAAUAAAUUUUUACCUUGUAGAUGUUUGAUAAUAUGCAAAAUGCGCGAAAAAUGACUAACAUGGAGAAUAAUAGAAUGCUAUCAGUUGCUUAGUAUAAAAUAGUAACAGAGAAAUGAUUAGAAAGUCAUGAUUGCUUUUGUAAUAAUAAAACACAUCAGUCCAUACUUAAAAAAACAACAACGAGAAAUUUAUUAUAAUGGGAUCAUUAAACCGAAGCUUAUGUAUGGAAGUACUGUAAUGAGGUAUAGUCAUGUUGCAGUAAAGAGAAUCUUGACAGAAUACUAAAACUACAAAAGAGGGCAGCAAGGAUUAUUUUAAGCGCGGAAAAGACAACGCCUUCGAAAACUCUCUUCAAUGGGUUAAAUUGGAUUCCUUUCACUGAUGAACUAUUUAUUAGAAGAAGUAGUAUAGUAUAUAAACGUGUAAAAGACUCAUACAACUGUCCUAUAUAUAAUAAUUCUAUGCUGGUGAGAAAUUCUGACAUUCACAAUCGAGAAACGCGUUUUUCCAAGAUUAACAUGAUCUGUCCCCGAUACAACCGAAUAACGGAAGGUGGAGAAACAUUCGCGGUGAGGGCUAUCAAAGAUUGGAAUACCAUUAAUGUGAAAAUCAGGAAUUCUGCAAGCCUAUAUAGUUUUAAACAUAAACAAUACAAGGACUUUUUAGAUGCUCAAAAACUUUCCUAAUUCUAAAACACUUAUUAAAACAGUUAACUUUAAUUUUUUAGUUAUUAUAAUGAUUUUUCACUUCAUGUAUAUAUUUUAAUAUCCUUAGACUUAGAAAUACUGUACGGAAUAAUGUUACCAGAGGACCACGGAGUCAUCAGUAUUCGUACAGUCAAGUGUCAUCCUCUAUAAAUAAAGUCUCUUACUUACUUACUUACUUACUUACUGUCAACUGUACAUGCAGGCUUUAUGUAUGGUUAUCAUCCUCAUUAUAUGUCAAGUUUAUUUAUUAACAAACUUAAAACCACAUUUUACUCUCUGCACAAAUGUCAACAAUUGUUUUAAAAGGCUUCUAAGAAGACCUACAGCCCACAGGUUCAAUUGCUCUUUAAUAAUUUUAGUUUAGUUCCAUGUUUUUGUUUCAGAUACAAUUUAAUUUUUAGCUGAUAGUUUCUAUAAAAUUUACUCAGAAUUCUACGACAACAACAACAACAACAACAAUGUUCGAGUACAAAUAAAUGUAUUGACAUUUAUUUGUACUCGAACAUUACACUAUAACAACACACUAUUUAAUAGAUAAUUACUGAGGCCAACGGCAUUAUUCGAUAUAUUGCAGCCAGCUGAGGCCGAAGGCCGAAGCUGGCUGCAAUAUAUCGAAUAAUGCCGUUUGGCCGAAGUAAUUAUCUAUUAUAAUUACUGACCAGAAUCAAAAGUAAUUAUUUUCGGCUGGAAGACUACGUUGCUGCUUGUUGGGACCGUAUGACAAUGAAUCUAUCCAACGUUACACUAGACAUUUGUGAGGACAUGCAUGUAAUGCAUCGUGAUAGAACAGAUUUCAGUUUAAUUAAUCGCCCUAAAUUAAAAUCUGAACUUCAGGUUACCGUUUUGGCAGUGCUUCAGGCGCCCGAUGAUAUUGUAUGAGGGGCCUUUAGCACUGUCAACUUCUCAUCUUGAGAUGUUCACAUUAUCGCGUGUACUUGUCAGGAUGACGAAGGAUUGCGAAUAAUGUCUGUGUGCACUGAUACACGCUGCUGCAUUAUUUUUAAUAAUGCUGUGUGCACGCUGCAUUAUUUUUAAUAAUGCUGUGUGCACGCUGCAUUAUUUUUAAUAAUGCUGUGUGCACGCUGCAUUAUUUUUAAUAAUGCUGUGUGCACGCUGCAUUAUUUUUAAUAAUGCCGUGUGCUAUAUUUUAGCCCGUAUAAAUAUUUACCCCUGGGAAUUUCCCUACAAUCAAAAAAGACCGCUCCCGUUUUUCAUUUCGCUGAUAUAAUGCAGAGAGAAAACAAUAGGUUAUUAUGACCGUCAGUAAUUAUACUGAAAUAAUUACGAUUGAUGAAUACAGGCCACCUGAAAUAACCAUAGGGGCUGGCGAUGAGUCAGAUGACCUUUAUUAGACAAAAUAUAAGUAAAUGGGUUUGGUCAAGAUUGUGCAAUAUUUUUAUAGGAAAACGAACAAGAAACAAAACACCAACAAAUAACAAAUAGAAAAAAAUAUAUAGAAAAAAAGCCAAAAUAUCUUCAUCAUUUUAAAUUUUUGGAUUAAUAAAAAGCAAUAUAUGUUCUUUAAGUUUUCUUUUAAAGGUUUUUAGACGCAGAGACUUCAAAAAUUCAUUGACAGAGCUCCAAACUUUAGGUCCACAAAAUAUAAUAUUAAAUAUUCCGUAAUUUGUACGAACUGGUGGGAUAGCAUAUGCAUUUGUAAACGCUAAACGGAUCUUAUAGUCAUGCAUGGUUAUUUUUAAUCAAGGUAAAAAAGCCACAAAAAUCAGCCGGGAGAUCGCCCGAACUAUACUGAAACAUGAAUGAUGCUGUAUUGACAUAAACUAGAUCCAGAAAUUUUAGCAAGUUUAAUGCCUUAAAUAUUGGCGAAGUGUGCUCACGGAAACCGGAAAAUGUCAUUAUCCUCAUAGCCUUCUUUUGCAGGAUCAAUAAUGGGUGCAAAUUACUUUUGUAUGUAUGCGGUCCCCAUACCAGGACAGCGUACAUAAGAAAUGGGUAGAUUACUGAGUAAUAAACUUGAAUGAGUGUAUCAAUUGAAACAAAAUCACGAAGUUUAAAUAAUAUGCCAAUACCUUUGGAUAUUUUUUGCAUAACUCAAAGACAUGUCAUGAUCCUUCCAGUUCAAAUUACAAUCUAUAAUUACGCCAAAAUAUUUUACACUUUUCUUCUCAUUCAUUUUGUUGUUAUGAAUUUUCAAAUUCAUUGAGUAAUUAACUUUCUACGCAAUGACUAGUGUUCGAUUCUCUAAUCUGCAUGCAUUGUCAUUUGUCCUAGCUGUAUAUCAGAAAUUAGUUCACUCCAACAAACAUCGCUGGUUUUAUAAUUCUGGUGCAAUAAGAGAUGGUCAUUUCUCGACCUCUGGGGAAAAAGUUUAGAACUGAUAAAGAUAUCCAGUGUAAGUGUAAUGACUACGGUAUAUCCAUUUCGUAAUCUUUCAGGUUUUCAAUAUCUCUGGGUUACGUUGGUCUGACAUUGAAUAUCUCAAGUCUUGCUGGAAAUAAAUACUUAAACUUUUUCAUCAGUGGAGCAUUGGAUAUUGUCAUCGUUGCUUUAACAAUACUUGUCUCAAACAGGUGCGUUGUAGCGGUAUAUUGAGGAAAACCUCUCUAAUACAGAUCCCUCACAAAUACGAACACCUCUCAACACGAACACUUCUCUAAUACGAACACCUCUCCCAUACGGACACCUCUCUAGUACGAACACCUCUCUCUGAUACGGCGGCAUCUCUAUUACUAGAAGUUUCCAAUAUUUCCGAAUUCUCUUAUUUACAAAGGUGUACAGAUAAUACUAGACGGCAAAAUUAUGGGUACAUGUUCUAUGAAAUUUUCCCCUGUGACUGUGAAGUUAAUUGGUAUUCUGACUGUGAAGUUAAUUUGGAAUUCUUUACAUGAAUCAUAUAAAGACUUGCCGAUUUCUCAAAUUAAAUAUAAAAUUAGAAUCGAUUUUCUUGGAAAGUAUUGAUUCAGUUUCCAACUCCAACUUUUUCUAUACGUUAUAGGGAGUCAUGUAGGACUCCUUUCUCGAUCUUUUAAAUAUAUUUGAUAUAGAACCAUAUAUUGUCAAUUUUCAUAAUUUUUUCGUCCUUUAUUUGGUUUCCUGAUAUUUAUAUAGCCCUGUGGUUAUUUCAGGGAGCCAGCUCUCUUUCAAAUCUUCUCAAAAAUUACAAAACAAUUAGUCACAGAUCACAAAUAUAUUUUACUAAUAAUAAUAAUGUUAACUAUAAUUUAAAUAAUUUCUUUGUGUAUAUAAAUUGCAAUUUGAAAGGAGCAAAUAAAUCUUGUAUCUUGUAUCUUGCACUAGAGACACAAAUGAGUGUUUGUUAGAAAGGAAAGAGAACGAUCUUUAAAAAAGAUUGUUAUUUUCAAUUUAUAAGGACUAAUAAUUUUGAGUAAAUAUCAACCUAGAAUGAUUGUGUUUUGUGAGUGACUUCAUAAAACAAUAGUAAUCAAGAUUUAUGACUUUUUCUUUAGAAAGAUGAUUUAUAUAUGACUAACCAAUCACAAAGACCGUUCAUAUAGAUUGGUGGCAAUCUACAGGGGGUGGACAUAAAAAAGUGGACCCAAUAAAAAAUGGUAUAUCCUGUUCUUUGUCACCAUAUGUAAAAAAAGUCUUAACAAAAGUUAUGUGUUAUGGGAAGGUAUUCCUACCCGCUUGAAGAAAAUAUCAACAACAAAUGGAUUUAAGAGACAUUAAAAUACUCAUUAAUAAUUCGUAAACCUUGUGGCAAAUCAUGUCAGCCAUAAUAUGUCACGUGGAGUGACUUUAUAUCUGAUAAAACACAUGUGGCAUUAUAUAAUUGUUCAUCCUAAUUAGCAUGAUUAUAUAAUGUUCAUCCUAAUUAGUAUUCUUUUGUAGUCGUAUUUUAAGCUAUUCAAAACCCUCGUUGUCGGAUCGUGUUUUAUCAGAUAUAAAACGCUCGGCUGCGCCACGCGUUUAUAUCUGAUAAAACACCCCUACUCGUGUUUUAAUUAAAUAGUACAUAUAAGAUUAAUUUAAUGACUAGGUUACCCACAGGGCAGUAUUAAUGCUGCCUUUGGCAGCAAAAGACAGACUACAGGGUGUUGAAUGAGUCCUUCGGAAACAUCCUAUUAUUGUUAACAUCGUUGUUAACCCAUUUAUUGACAGUACCCUACCACUGACCACUGACCACGCACUGACUGAGUAUUAAAAAUCGUCUGGCGUUGGACUGGGUAAAUACUAAAGUAGGGGUCAUUAUUGUGCUGAUGGAUUAACAAGAGACGUAAGACAUUGGCAGAUAGGUUUGUUAACCAUGCAUUUACUGGCAGUACCCUAUACCACUGACGAGUAAAAUCUUCUGGCGCUGGACAAAGGAAGGGCGCAUUGCCAGCUAAUAAACCACUGUGGUUAAACAUAUAAGAUUUGAUGCUCCAGGAAAUGUAAACAAGAUUUCAGUGUGACAUCCCAGUUUAUAUAUUUAUAUACUCGGAAUAUUGAUUUCUCGGUAUAAACAAAAAUAUUUUAAAGUAUAACAACCAGGCUGGUUGUAACCAGCGAAGAAGUAAGCCACUAACGUUUCUAGUAAAAUUGGCCCAUUAAAUGUUUUAAAUGUAUACACAAAUGUCUUGCGACCGCAGACAGCCGAGUAUUGUAAAAAAUACCGGUGACCAUAAUGCAUCGCGCUUGGUUAAACUUCAGAUUUCAACCCCCAUUUCAAAGAUCAUGUCUGCUGCCAGCCUGCCUUGCUCGGUCGACCUCGCUGCGGCAGCAAUUAAUCAAUGAUAAUGUCAUUCAUUAUUCAAAUUAUUCUCCUAAUUUACAAGUAUUUCCAUAUAUUAAUGGCCGUUCUUAUUUUCAUUCUAUUUCCUUUCUUUUUCUUUUACUCUCGUUCAAAUAAUCCAGAGAAAAAAUAUUGCACAACAUUAUUAGGUCAACUGCUAGCGUUAUUUAUUCAUACGUAGACGGUUGUUAACUCGAAAGCUGAUGCUCUUUUAGGCCCAGAGGCGCUGGAAUAUCGAUAAUAGCUGGGGCAGAUAUUCAUAUAUUCGUGUUCACAGACUGUAAAAACAAUCGAUUUCAAAAGAAAUUAAUUGGGCAGAACACGAAUAUAUGAAUAUCUGCCCCCCAAUUAUCGAUAUUCCGGCGCCUCUGUUUAGGCCGUCGUGCAAAUUUUUAAAAACUUUCGUUCAUUCUAUUUUUUAUAUACUUGAAUGAACACUUACGUUAAUAAUGUAUAUAUAUAUUAAAAAUAGUGUGAAUAAAUUGAUUUGAGUCUGAUUUGAACUUACAUGUUUAGUUUGUGUAUGUGUGAUUAAAAAUUGUGAUUUCAAGUCAAGAAUUAGAAAAUAGAUAUAUUUAGAUUUUUUUACUCAAAAUUCAAGAUGGCGGACUUGAACAAAAAAUCUGUCAAAACUAUCAAAUUCUUCGCGCUGCAAUGUUUUGAUAUUCUAAAGCUCCAAUUCCUCAUUUCUGAAUGACUAAUACCAAGUAAAAUCGCAUGAUAUAAAAAUUAUUCAACCAUAUUAGUAAAUUUUUAAUCCAAAUCCGCCACCUAGCUUGAUUUUGAGUAAAAAUGUAUUUAAUUUUCAAAUCCUCGACUUGAAAUCAUGUUAAAAAAUAUAACUUUUGUUAAGACGUUCCUUACUUAUGGUGACAAAGAGCAGGAUAUACCAUUUUGUAUUAUAUGACAAAGGCGUGAUUUUUCCAAAUAAGGUCAUGAGAACACGAAAAAAAUGAGAGCGUGUUACACGGGAUAAAGCCGUAUUGCCCUCGUCUAAACAUGGAAAAUAAUAGUUAAAUAUUUUUAAUAAUCUAGGUUUGGACGACGCAAGUCAUUGUCUGUUUACUUUUUUAUCGGUGGAAUAGCUCUUAUUAUUGCAGGAGGAUUGUCGAAGUCAAACAGUAAGAUAUUCUGAUGUAAAGAGAUAAGAGAUUAACGGAUUACUUUUUAUUUCUUCUUUAAGCAGGAUUUAGUUCCGGACUGAUCCAAGGUCGGCAGCUAGGAUUCAUCCCAUCAAUCUCUUUCUGUCAUUUAAUUCCUCGAUAUAUUUUCCGAACUUUCCGAUAUUCUUUUAUCCCUGGCUCUUAUUCGAAGUUGGCUGCUAACAUUCUUCACUCCAAUUUCUUUCUUUUCUUCAAUUCCUUGAUAUUCAGAUCUUCAAGGCUGACUGUUGCGAUUCUUCUUAUCUCCUUCUCCCCUUGCAAUGCUCACCAUCAGCUCUUUCAUAUUUAAAUUUUCUUUCACACAGUUCAUCCGUUUUCGGCCAACUCUAAUCCUCACCUCAGAUAAACUGGUCCUUUUUCGUCUCUUCUUAUUACAUUUCAGUCAUACCUCAAUCUUGUUUCCCUCGCCUUCUCUGCCACUCUACAUUUCAUUCAAUUUUUUAUUGUCCUAACCAAAAAAAAAAACACUUAAAACUGUUCUUGACAAAGACGAAUAUGUAAUAGCACAAAAAGUUAAAAUGAGAGAGAGAGAAAGGAGUACAUACAGUCAUUUGCAAACUUACAAAUGAAGCUAAAACCUGCUCCAACUGUUUUUAUCAGUAUAACAUUCAUAAUUUCAACUUCUGUUUUGUUACAGGAAGUGUCCAGACCCUUGUAAUGAUUUUUGCGAUAGCAGGAAGAAUGUCCCUAAGUGGAAAUUUUUCGAAUUGUUUUAUCUAUACUUCUGAACUUUACCCUACUACGAUACGGUAUGUAUUAAAUAUCGUCUCAUUACCAUUCUCAGUUUUAGAUAGCAAGAUUGUGUAUAUAUUUUAUAUAAUUUUUACUGUAGGAACGUAGGUGUUGGAGCAGGGAUGUUCUGGACAAGAUUUGGCGGCAUCAUAGCACCGCAAAUUCUGUUACUGGUAUGUAGAGGGUGUCAAAAGCUUAGGGAUGUCAAGGGUCCCAUAGCUACACAAAAAUGAUCAAUUUAUUCUAUUUAAGGUAAUCAUGUGAUGGCAGGCAGCAUGAGCUCCACCUUUGAAUUUAUUAUAUACAGCAAAUAAGAUGUUAAUAGACAACUUGCAUGUUAGACUAAUUUUUUUAUUUGAGCAAAAAAAGUAAAUUCCCGUAAAGAACUUAUUAAAAUCAGUAAAAUUGCAAAAUUUGGUUACGAAAUAUUGUAAAAUACAGAAAAUAUAGCCUUGCGAAGUUUGCAUAUUUUCAGUAUGUUUGUAUUACGUGCGGAAAUUGUAAUAUGCAAACUUCACAAGGCUAUAUUUUCUGUAUUUUACAACAUUUCGCUACCAAAUUUUGCAAUUUUACUAAUUUCAUUAUGUUCUUUUUAACUGUUGCGUUUGAUUAUCCCGGGGCAACCUCCCUCCCUUAAGACUGCAGACCUCCCCAGCGAAUUAACCCAAUUUUCAAUUCAGUUUUAACCCAAGUGUAAUAAAUUUUUCCUAGGCCUUGGCAUCAUAUAAGACCACCAUAUUUUGACUUACAGCGGCAACUUAACAAUAUUUUUCCAUAGGGCGAAUACACAGCUGAGGCCGUACCUUUUAUUAUAUUUGGUGGAAUGCUUCUGCUGUCCGGUGCACUUGCCCUAUUGCUACCAGAAACUUUAAAUGUGAAACUGCCUGAGACACUGGAGGAUGUAAGAAAACUUGAAAUGUCACCAGAAGGCCAGGGAAAGAUGAGCCUUGUUGCUGAGAAAGAAAAUAUGGAACUUGUCUCGUGAAAGUUUAUGUAAAGAUAGUUAGAUCAAUGUUAGCUUCAUGAAUGUAUGAACAUAAUUAGUUUAGCAUGAAGGGUUUGGUAGAAAACGAGGGAGGGGAUGCAGGGUCACAGGUGCAGAGUUGAAUAAUAUUUGAAAUGAAAUUGAAAAAAGAAAAAUAUACAAGGUAAUUGAAAAACUGAAAAUGAAAAAGAAAACUGGGAAAAAAUAGAAAUUGGAAAAUAAAAUGAAAUUAAAAAUAAAGUUUUUUUAUAAAAUGAAUUUUUUUAUAAACUUGCAAAUUUGCUAAAUUUGAAGUUUUUAAAACUUUUCUCUUACUUUGAUGUAACGUGAAAUGCAUACAGGUUAUAACCCGCGAAUAGAUAAUUAGAACUUGGGUCAG